AUGGCGGCGUACUACGCGGAUCUAGACCGGCAGAUCGAACAGUUAUGCGAGUGCAAGCCGUUGUCGGAGGUCGAGGUGAAGCAACUAUGCGAGAAAGCGCGCGAGGUGUUUCUGGAGGAGUCGAACGUGCAGCCCGUGCGGUGCCCGGUCACCGUGUGCGGCGACAUCCACGGCCAGUUUUACGACCUCAUCGAGCUCUUCCGUAUCGGCGGCCGAGCGCCGGAUACUAACUACCUCUUCAUGGGCGAUUAUGUCGACCGCGGGUACUACUCGGUGGAGACGGUGACGCUGCUCGUGGCGCUGAAGGUGCGCUACCGCGACCGCAUCACCAUCCUGCGCGGCAACCACGAGAGCAGGCAGAUCACGCAAGUGUACGGCUUCUACGACGAGUGUCUGCGCAAGUACGGCAACGCCAACGUGUGGAAGGCCUUCACCGACCUCUUCGACUACCUCCCGCUCACCGCGCUCGUCGAAAGCGAGAUCUUCUGUCUGCACGGAGGACUGUCGCCGUCGCUCGACACCCUGGACCACAUUAGAGCGCUUGACCGCUGCCAGGAGGUGCCCCACGAGGGCCCCAUGUGCGACCUGCUGUGGUCGGACCCGGACGACCGGUGCGGGUGGGGCAUCUCGCCGCGCGGCGCGGGGUACACGUUCGGGCAGGACAUCAGCGAGCAGUUCAACCAGAACAACGGCCUCAACCUCGUGGCGCGCGCCCACCAGCUCGUCAUGGAGGGCUACAACUGGGCGCAGGUCAGCUGCGCGGGGAGAGGGGAGGGAUGGGGACGGGAGGGGGAGGGGUGGGGAUGGGGAGUGGGGGGAGGAGGGGAAGGGAGGGUGAGGGGUGGGUGGGCGGGGAGGAAAAAGGAUCUGGACGGGGUUGGAAUGGGUGGGUGGGUUGACCAGGCAGGCAUUCACUGGGGGAUUGCUGCUCGCCUGUUUCCCCCACCUACACACACUCCCCCGUACCCAUUUCAUCCUGUCUCCCCUCCGGCAUCCAUCGAACCUCAACAGUCUUUCCUGGCAACCCUGUCUUUCCUGUUGAAUGCUUCCACCAAUUCACUCCUCCCCAGUACCCGCCCGUGCUCCCAUACAUGCAAAGCCAUCCCAUCCCUAGCUGUAGAGUCUCCCAAACUUCGCCCGAAACACGUCCCCUCCUGCCCCCCUCCCAGUCGCUCUCAGCUCCAACCCAUGUCACCCACUCCCCCUCUCAAUCCCCGCUCUCCUUCCCUCCUCAUCCCCGUCGUUUCCCCCUCCCGUCCUCCCCCUGUCGUUCCACCCCGUCAUGCCCCGGUCCCUCCUUGCUGUGCCCGUCCCUCCCCGCUGUGGUUCCAUCUCCCCAUUCCCCCCCCCCCCACCUGCACCCCCCCGCAGGACAAGAACGUGGUGACGAUCUUCAGUGCGCCCAACUACUGCUACCGCUGUGGCAACAUGGCGGCCAUCAUGGAGGUGGACGAGGCCAUGGACCGCUCCUUCCUGCAGUUCGAACCCGCGCCCCGCCAGGGCGAACCCGACGUUGCCCGCAAGACCCCCGACUACUUCCUUUAA
Molecule: messenger RNA, 1545 nt
Organism: Closterium sp. Naga37s-1
Lineage: Eukaryota; Viridiplantae; Streptophyta; Zygnematophyceae; Desmidiales; Closteriaceae
Source: the annotation of a GenBank genome assembly